Molecule: messenger RNA, 6894 nt
Organism: Pangasianodon hypophthalmus (striped catfish)
Lineage: Eukaryota; Metazoa; Chordata; Actinopteri; Siluriformes; Pangasiidae
Gene: scrt2
Product: scratch family zinc finger 2
Exons: 2
Coding region: 626-1561 (311 amino acids)
Biological process (GO): regulation of DNA-templated transcription
Molecular function (GO): DNA-binding transcription factor activity, RNA polymerase II-specific; RNA polymerase II cis-regulatory region sequence-specific DNA binding
Source: RefSeq, a predicted model, not a curated record
ACAGACGGUUCAGUAGUAAUUUGAUGUGUGUCCCGGGGGACAUUUGAUGGAUUAAAGCUAAGCAGCUCCAUUGCUGAGUACCACCUGAUCUCUCUCCCACUGCCGCCCCAUAUAAGCCUGGCUGACUGCUGAUCUCAGCUAGUCUCACAGUCUCUCUCUUUCUCUCUCUCUCUCUCUCUCUCUCUCGCUGUCCUUACUCUGUCUUUUCUCUCUCCUCUUCCACUGUCUUUCUGUCUUUUCUUUCUCUAAGCGGCCCCCACUGCAGCCCAGGAGCUAUCCAGUGCUGAAUGUGUUUUCAUUUUUACCCCCCCUGUUUUUUUUUUCCACGAAUGGGAGAGAGAGGGAGUGUAUGCAUGUGCGUGUGGUCCGUACAGUAGAGCGCACACACAGCAUUGCAUCGUCCAUCGUCUCUCUUCUUGCCUGCUCUCCAUUUUCUUUAUCUCCAUCCUUCAUUCUUUUGGUCCCUUUCUUUUUCUUGGAUCUUUUCUUUCUUUAAGUUGAACAGAUACACGGAUACACGAUUCAGCCUUCGUUGCUGCACUGUUUUUUGCUCCAGGAGUCUUUUUUUCCCCAAUUUUUUCCCCUCUUCGACGUCCAUGCGUAGUGCUUCUUGUGUGUGUGAAUCAUGCCCCGCUCCUUUCUGGUGAAGAAGAUCAAGCUGGAUGAUUUCUCCUCGUCUGCUGUGGUGGCAUCUAACCAUCAUCAUCAUCAUCACCAUCACCUGGAUGAGUCCUUCACUUUCACUCGCUCCAUCACGGACUCUGUAACCAGUUUGGGCAUCCGGCUCAGUGAGAAUGGCUACAUCCAGGAUUACAUCAGUCCAUCAGCAUAUCAGGGUGAGAAGAAGCUUAGCUCGGCUGUGUCUGACCCACUCUACGCUCCGGUAAACAGUGGAGGAGAGGAGUACUGUGAGCCAGACUUGGAGCAUCCCGACAGCCCUCAAUCCGGCCUGACGGCCCGUGGCUACUACAGCGGUGAGUCCGAAAGCCAGAGUGAUGGCUACACGGCAGACGGCUUCUUCAUCUCAGACGGCCGUUCACGCAGGAGAGGCGAGGCCAAGGAGGCACGCAAGGCUGGUGUGGAAGCGAAGGAGUCGGGUGCGAGACACACAUGCAACGAGUGCGGCAAGACAUACGCCACAUCAUCCAACCUGAGCCGCCACAAGCAGACGCAUCGCAGCCUGGACAGCAAGAUGGCCCGCAAGUGCCCAACGUGCGGCAAGGUGUAUGUGUCCAUGCCAGCGCUGGCCAUGCAUGUGCUCACGCACGACCUCAAGCACAAGUGCAGUGUGUGCAGCAAGGCGUUCAGCCGCCCUUGGCUGCUGCAGGGCCACAUGCGCUCACACACUGGUGAGAAGCCAUUCGCAUGCGCCCACUGUGGCAAGGCCUUCGCCGAUCGCUCCAACCUGCGCGCCCACAUGCAGACACACUCUGCUUUCAAGCACUACCGCUGCAAACGCUGCCACAAGACCUUUGCGCUCAAGUCGUACCUGAACAAGCACUAUGAGUCGGCCUGCUUCAAGGGCUCUGGAGAUGAGGAUGAGUCUGGCUCGGAGAACUGAGCACCACAUAGCGAGAAAAUGGAUGAGAAGGGAAAAAAAUUCUACAUUUAAUUAAUCCUUCACUAAGCCCUUGUACACACACACACACACACACACACACACAGAAACAAAUGCGCCUUUUCCCUUCCUUUUUUAGAAAGCAAUAUUUUCGCUGAGAUCACUUUGGGGAAGAAAAAGCAAAAUAAUAAUGAGAAGACAAUAAUGAACCAAUGCUGGAUUUUUCUUCACUCUUAUUGCUAACUGUCCACAGAUACACGGCAACAUAAUCCAAGACUCUGUUUCUCUCUCUCUCGCUCUUUGUCUCUCUCUCACACUCACACGCACACACACAUGCAUACACGCGCGCACACACACUCACACACACACUCACUUAUUAUGAGGCCUGGCAUGUGAAUUUUUAUCAAUGACUAUAAUAAUAAUAAUAAAAAUAAUAAUAAUAAUAACAAUGAUAGUAAUAAUAUUUAGAAUCCUAAUAUUUUAUAGCAAAUCAUAUGAAAACAAAACAAAAAAACAAAAAAGGACAACGGUGUUCCUUCUUUUUUUAGAAACAAACAAAAAAUGACCUCAUGUAUUUUUAUGCUGCUUUUUUGUUUUGCUAAGAGCUGAAUUCUUUUGCAACUGCCAACUUUUAUGACAAUGUCAAUAAUGACAGUAUUUGCAAAAAAAGGCCACUAAAAAGUUGAAAACUUUUUCCGCCAGUCUUUAGGAAUUUUAAUUCAACAGGUGUUAUUUUUCUAUUACAGUCCCUAUCUCCAGCAUUUUAUUUAUUGUCUUUUUUUGUGCCAAUCAACCCGAUUUUUCAUCAAAGAGUGAUCUUUUGGAAUGUGAGUGUUUUGUGGACUCUUCAGAAUACAGUGUUUUUCUCACCAUGUGCAGAUUUCAAGGACUAAACAAGGAAGGUGUAACUUAAAGACACUUCCAGGUUUAAAACCCGUUGCUUUCGGUCCUGUUUAACAGGAUGCAAUAUCUCAGUACAUGAAUCAUUCUCACAAUUCACGGUGACUCUAAUAAGGACAUUUAGAAGCAAUCUCAACCCACAAUGCAGGUCUUCCUCUGCCAUUUUGGCUCAAACUGACUUUUCAAGUGUUCCCUCUACCUGGAAAUACUUCCCCCCACUUCCAGUCUAGCUAUUACCUCACUAAGAGGCAGGUACGACCUCUGACCCGUCCAUCCCAAACUCACUGUCCAUCAUUCACCUCUGUCAAAACAGUGACCUCAUUUCUUACCACAUCAGUAUUAUUUUAUUUAUGUAUUUAUUCAUAUACUAUUUAUUCUUUUAUUUAAGUAUUUAUUUUUUCUUAUUUAUUGGUGUUAUUUAUUUAAUUUAUUCAUCUGUGUAUUUUGAAUACUAAAUACCGCCAUUGACCUUGUAAGAUGCUGCUCUUGAAAGAAAAAUGUUUAUAUGCAUGAUGAAACUGUAGGAAAGAAAAAGUCCAUGUGACUUUUAGCAUUUUUUGUCUCUCUCUCUCUCUCUCUCUCUUUUUUUUUUUUUUUUUAAAGAGGAACAAUGUACAGUGUUUGAGAAGUUGGAAUGAUACUUUGUUUCACAGGCAAUAAUUCUUCCUUGGCACGGCAAUGGACUUGUAUAAUCAUAGCUGUCCUGUCUGCAGACCACUUAGGGCAAUAAAUGAACGAGCCUGAACACAAACCACAAAGUCAUCCUCCAUCUCGUUGUUGUCAUUUUUAUUUGGGAUAAAUUAGCUUUAGGUUGGGAAAAUCAUCCUUCAGUGAUGCCUGGGCACACAUUGCACCCUGAUAGUAGUAACACUUCAUUUAUAUCCAUAAACAUUACUCAUUUCAUCUCCAGUGUAAAAUAAAUCACAAUUAAACAAGCCAUUUUCAUUUUUAAGCCUGCAGUGACUAGCAGUGCCCUUAACAGCAAAAUAUGAGGUAGUUUUUUUUUUUUUUCAUGAUUUACCAUCCACUGUAGCCAGGAAUAUCACCUAAUUAACUCUAAAUUAACAGUGGUGCUGAUACUGUGUAAUUAAACAUCUACACUUUGACAUUCAGUCAAAUUAAUUGAUUACUAUUUACCAUGGGUCAUGUCAUGGCAAUAUACAGUAUGAUGAUACAAUACCUGAUCAUGACAAUGACAAUAUCUAGACUAGAGGAAUUCAGCUAAAAUUUGAGAAAUUGCCGUUAUAGAAAAUUCCUUGCUUACAAAAGUCCAGAAAAGUAACUAACAUGACCGAAUGGUAUUGUGACAACAGUUAUCUUAUAAUAUAAAAAUUAGUGAUUAGUUUAUGGCUAUAAAUAAGACAAUUCAAAGUGGUUUUGUUUUGUAGUGGUGCUUCACAUUAUUAACUUUUGACUAGAGCCACGGACUCUGAACAGAUGAGACACAUCCAGUUUUCAGUAUCUAGUAAUUUUAAACAUACCACAUUGUCGGUUUGCUAAUCACAUACAAGAGAGAAUAAAUAACAUGAAAUAUGAAGUCUGUGAAAAGAUCUGAGGCAAUGUAUCUAGCCCUGUAGCUAAACGCUGGUCUGAUGUGCUGCCUUUAGCUAUAUAAUUUACAUUAAUGCAUGUGAUCUGAACAAUAGGUUCUGCUACAGUAGUUGUUCAAGUACUCGCUUCGGUCCGCUGAAAUACUUUGCCUGGUCCGCAUCCAUACGCCGAUCUGCAAGUUUUGAAUGCUUCACUGCUUUCUCUUAUAGAAAAGUCACACAAACUUCUCGUGAAUUUGUACACAUUGUUCGUAGACAUAAACAAAAUUUCUAGUAUGUGGACUUUUCACGUGUAGAUCAUAUGGUUUUAAUUUUCCACAUAUCAUUUUCACAGAUGAUUCAUUUUAUUUGUCCCAUGUAGGUCAUGUGGUUUUAUUUUUCUCAUCCGAUGACACAUUGCUCUCCUAAUCUCAUGUGAAAUGUAUGUAAUUGUUUUGCAGAGCGACUUACAAAGAAAAAAAAAGUGAAACUUACCCCAACUAAUUUAUGAAUUCUUGCAGACAUGGUUAGGAAAUGUCUAUCACAGAGUCAACAUUUUCAGAUAUAAUAAUCCUAAUGCUAACACUGAAAACAGGGCUGCUACAACGGCAUUUAAUAUCUUUAAUAACGUUGAUGCCGACCAAGCAGUGUGUACAAGAUUAAAGGAUAAAUAGUCUUAGUUAUAGCUUGGUCAUUAUGAUCAUUUUCAGUGUGUGUACUGUAUGUAUCAUCAUUUACCCCAAUCAGUGUCUUGCCUUUGAAGUCAGGCUGCUGAAAAUGAGCAACAAAACAACAACGAUUAUCAAGAUUACCUUCAUCCGUGGCACAUUUAGGCCGCACUUUUAUCUGCAGUACAGAUGGAAGAGGCAAAUCAGAACAGGUCUCUAAAUAAAGUGGGCCAGGGGAUGGAGAUUUGUCCGAAGGAUAGUGAUGCUAUAUUUAAUGGCUUCUCUUGCAGAGAGAGGGAACCUGACAGGUCAGAGAAACCUGCAGGCUAAUAAUCGAGCAUUACAGUGCGGUCUGUACGUGCACCUAGCUUUCAGCUGUUUUAAGCGUGCUAAAAAUAAAACCUUGUGGAAAGAAGGACACAUACACUGUCUCAUUAUGUCCUCCUCAUCAACGCUGAUGCCUCUGUGCUGUGAUGUGAAGCGUAGCUUCUAGACAGGCGGUGUUUGACGCCGGGUCAGGAACGAGGUUCAAAGCGAAUAUCUGUCACUGGUGACAGGGCGAAGUAAACAGAACAGUAAUGACAGCACCGGUGGCGUGCAGCAGUGAGACACACUUGUGUUCAAACGCUGUGAUGUAGACAUAGAGUGUAGUAUUAGGAGUGUGUGGUGUUAUUAUUCCUUUCUAGAAGUUCCAGAUUAGAGCUCAGCGCAGUAAAUGAGGGAGUCUUAAACGAGUAUUCGCUGAACAUCCUCCCCUUUUCAUUUAUGUCUCUCUGUAGUUUUAUCCCCUCUCUCUUUAUUCCUGGCUGUCAUUCGCUUCCUUACUCCCUCUCUCUCAGGGUGAACAGGUGCUAGUGGACAGGCGGGGAGACAGAGAGAGAGUAAUUGAGGCUGAGUCUGACCUUGACGAGGAAGGUCGAGCCAGCAGCAGGCGAAUGCACCGUCAGCGCUUUGCAUAUUCUAAAUCGGACGACACAAUAUCCGUAAUAGUGCGAAACCCGCAGGGAAUCAGAGAUGAGCUUCUCUGCCCAUCCCCUCGCCUCCUACCCUCUCUUCCUCCAUUCUCUCAAUCCAUCCAUCCGCCCACGCAUCCAUGACCUCUCCCUUAACAAUUGUCUUUCAUUGUCCUCAAAUCAGUGUGGUUCAAGUCUGCGAGUGCAGCAACGGAGACAGCAUGUAGACAAUUUUCCUGCUCCCAGCUUCUCAGUCCAGUUCAUUACCCACCAAUGCAUCAUGUCUGUGAAUGAGUCAUUAUUUUUCAUCUUUCGCUCAUUUUUCUCUUUUUUUUUCUUGCAUACAAGCUUUCAAACCUAAAGCCUAAGAUUAAAAGCAAUGAUAAAACCCACUGAAUAAUGAAUCGUUUUAUUAUGCAAAGCCCUUAGUAACACGAAUAACCGCCUUUACAAGGACAUUUGAAGAUUUAUGACUAGCUUUACCUCUCUAUUUUACUUUGCAAUCAAAUGAUAAACCAUUUUUAAUGUAUGUCAAGCAAUGUCAGUAUUAAGAUGGGGAAUCCGGGCGACAUGUUGUCCAAAGGUCACAGUUAGCUAUUAAGGACUAUCACCAGAGGACUACCAACAGAAUUUCAUGGGAAAACAUUGUUCCUCUCUGAUGAACUUGUAAAUAUGUUUGUAAAUAUGUCACAGCAAUAAUACGACACUGCAUGUGAAAAAAAUCUGAUCCUUUUGCUUUUCCUCUUUUCUUAAUUUUUUUUUUUUGCAUUGUAUAAACUGGUACCAGUAAAAGCCUGGACAGAAAACACAAAAUCAGGGACACGCCUUCUUUAGCUAAUUAUCUGCUGUCGGCUGCGUUGACCAGUUGUUGUCAACAUGGGAUCAUUCUCUGUAUUAGGAGAUCUGUUGAUGUUCUCUCUCUUUCUGUUUUUUUUUUCCUUCUGUCUUUUGUCUAAGUGCCCAGCUUGGCUGCGCAGUAAUGAAAAGUGCCAAAAAAUAAAAGUAUAAUUUCCAUAACAAAAGCCUUCGACUUAUGGCGGCCUUCUCACAAGCCUCCAUAUGGUCCUCAAGCGACAGAAUUUAGAUUUUCACUCUUCUUUCUUACUCUCCCCACACUCUCUUACUCUCUUCUUUUUUCAAAACAUGGGGAAAAAUGUUAAGCCAUGACUGAGAAUGAGUGGUUUUGAUUUUUUUCUUAUUUUUCUUUGUACCACUGUUACUAGAAGUGGGGAUAAUACUGGUGAUGAUGAUGAUAAUGACAAUAAUAAAACCAAUAGCACAAACGA